AGCGGCGAUCUGCUCUCUCCGUCUGACGCUGCUGCCCUAAUCUGCCUUUCAGAUCGGUUGUACUUCGCUACUUUACGAAAUAAACCGAAAAGUACGGUAAACACCCACUACUUCUGUACUGACGAGGAACUGGUCUAUGAAAAUUUCUAUGGAGAUUUUGGACCUUUAAAUUUGGCAAUGUUAUACAGAUACUGCUGUAAACUAAAUAAGAAAUUAAAGUAUUUCAGCCUAUCAAGAAAGAAGAUAGUCUACUAUACCAGUUUUGACCAGCGGAAACGAGCAAAUGCAGCAUUUUUAAUAGGUGCAUAUGCUGUAAUAUACUUGAAGAAAACACCAGAAGAAGCUUACAGAACACUUUUGUCUGGAUCAAAUCCACCAUAUCUUCCAUUUAGGGAUGCUUCAUUUGGGAACUGCACGUACAAUCUUACGAUCUUGGACUGUUUACAGGGAAUAAAUAAGGCCUUGCAGCAUGGAUUUUUUGACUUUAAGACAUUUGAUGUGGAUGAAUAUGAACACUAUGAGCGAGUGGAAAAUGGUGAUUUCAACUGGAUUGUUCCAGGAAAAUUUUUGGCAUUUAGUGGACCACACCCAAAAAGCAAAUUUGAAAAUGGUUAUCCUCUUCAUGCACCUGAAGCUUACUUUCCCUAUUUCAAGAAACAUAAUGUCACAUCAAUCAUAAGACUGAACAAAAAAAUUUAUGAGGCAAAACGCUUUACUGAUGCUGGUUUUGAGCAUUAUGACCUGUUCUUCAUAGAUGGAAGCACACCAAGCGACAGUAUAGUUCAGAGGUUCCUGAACAUCUGUGAAAAUGCUGAUGGUGCUAUUGCUGUACAUUGUAAAGCUGGCCUGGGGAGAACAGGAACAUUAAUUGCCUGUUACAUAAUGAAACACUACAAGUUCACACAUGCUGAAGCCAUUGCUUGGAUAAGAAUAUGUCGACCAGGCUCUAUUAUAGGACCCCAGCAACACUUCUUGGAAGAGAAGCAAGCAAUGUUAUGGCUGGAGGGAGAUCUCAUCCAAUCAAAGCAGAAACGACGAGUAGUUGAUGGAAACAUUAACAGAGUUCUUUGUGGCUUGAAUGACAUUUCAAUCAGUGACAGCUUGAAUAAAAUACAAGACUUGGAUCAGUACAGGGAGAAUGAUUUUGAAGACAAAACAGGUGUGGAAGCUCAGAAUGGCAUGACGCAGGGAGAUAAGCUUAAUGCCUUAAAAGGUCGGAGACGGCCAUGUUCUGCUACAACUGGAGCUCUGAGGCUGCAAGACAUGAAACUGCACACGAGGUCAAUAUCACAACCUUUCAGACUGAAUACUUCAGGUAGCACAGAAGGAUCCAUGUCUCCUCUGAAGGCCUCCAAAGUGAUGGCAGUUAAUUCACCAUCUGCAGAAAGAAUAAGCAGAAUUCCCACAUCCUCAGGCUCUAACCUUAAAAGUGUUUCCAUAAGCUCCAGACUAGCCAGUUCUCUAGGGAACCUGUAUGCUGCUUCAGAUGAUGAUGAGAGCAAAAUGACAUCAUCGUCCUCUAGGACAGGUUUUUCUGUAAGCCAAAUCUCCAGCAACUUGAAUGGCAGCUUGCAGCUGCCUCGCAGAAAUAACCAUGAACUGAACAACAACUUAUACAACAGAAACAGCACUAGUGGCAACAACCUGAGCAGCCAAACCAGUUUUCACAGCGCCACGACAGAUGAGUACGCUCAACCUUCCUUUACGGGCCUUACAACUCCUCCAGCACAAUACCAGACUCAAUCAAUUCCUUCCCUUCAGUCUGAGUAUGUUCAGUAG
Molecule: messenger RNA, 1779 nt
Organism: Phaethon lepturus (White-tailed tropicbird)
Lineage: Eukaryota; Metazoa; Chordata; Aves; Phaethontiformes; Phaethontidae
Gene: CDC14A
Product: cell division cycle 14A
Biological process (GO): protein dephosphorylation; microtubule cytoskeleton organization; cilium assembly
Cellular component (GO): mitotic spindle; spindle pole; nucleolus
Molecular function (GO): protein tyrosine/serine/threonine phosphatase activity; protein serine/threonine phosphatase activity
Source: RefSeq, a predicted model, not a curated record